AGAAAACCACUCUUGCUUGUAAAUUUUACUUGUGUUAACUUGUUAGGAUAUUGCGAUGUUAUAAAUGCAGCACAUGCAUGUGACAAUGAUUACAGACACGUCAUUAUCAAAGGACAAACAUUGUUCAAAGAACAUUUUGUGACAGAUAUUAGAGUCUAGAUUUAAGUUUUUAAGUCUGAUAAUGAUAAAGAAACACAUUGUGACUGUCACUACGACUGACUACGUUCAGACUCGAGUCAAUGCCGAGAUGAAGAAACGUUCUGCCUACAAUGUUACUGGAGUGAUUAGCUACAAUGGAAAGGUAAUUGAAGGAGAGUGUCAGUGUGCAGGGGGUUGCAAGCCUGCCUGUUGUAAACAUUUUUUUGGUCUUCUGUCUGCUCUAGAAGACUAUAGCAGAAAAGAAAUGUAUGCAGCACCAACAGACAAAAUUCAGACAUGGCAUCAACCUGCACCUAAAGCAAUUUUGCCUCAGAAAACGAAGGAUAGUUUUAGCUGUGAUAAGACUGGUCUACAAAAUUUUGAUACCAGUGUUUCAAUGUCUGCUUUGGCUGCCUUACCUCAGAACACUCCUAUAUUUUCAGUUCUGCAAGCCGAUCCUAAAAGAUUAACCUCUGACAUUAUCUUCUAUGACAGAACUAUACCAUUACCAUCUAUAUUUUUUUAGCUUUGUGAUGUUUGCGAUUCAUUUUGUAGUUCAUUUAAAUAGAUACAAUACACUGUCAUGUCAAAAUAAAGUC
Molecule: messenger RNA, 737 nt
Organism: Biomphalaria glabrata
Lineage: Eukaryota; Metazoa; Mollusca; Gastropoda; Planorbidae
Exons: 2
Coding region: 182-664 (160 amino acids)
Source: RefSeq, a predicted model, not a curated record